This is a messenger RNA of Impatiens glandulifera, 1167 nucleotides long. RefSeq names its product probable serine/threonine-protein kinase PIX13. NCBI's taxonomy places the organism in Eukaryota, Viridiplantae, Streptophyta, Magnoliopsida, Ericales, Balsaminaceae. Bases 1 to 1110 code for a protein of 369 amino acids. The transcript is spliced from 5 exons. Gene Ontology annotation, biological process: protein phosphorylation. The record is from RefSeq and is a predicted model, not a curated record. Gene Ontology annotation, molecular function: protein kinase activity; ATP binding.
AUGGGAAAUUGUCUAUCUGGUUCUGAUCUGAGCAUUGAUUCCAACCCUAGCUUAUUCAAAAGGCCUUCUAAUUCCUUUUCAGAUCAAGAAAGAUCUGAAAAUAGUUGCAGGGUAUCAGAUGGUUUGAAGGAUGCGCCAAUCAGAAGCCGGCUCAAGGUUUAUAGCUAUGCUGAAUUGAGAACCGCCACAAGGAAUUUCAAACCAGAUACCAUAUUGGGAAAGGGAGGAUUUGGAACGGUCUAUAAGGGAUAUUAUUGGAUGGAUCAUCAAGAGAAGACAGAUCAAUCUGGGUCUAGCAGAAUGAUCAUAAUUGCAAUCAAGAAACUGAACCAUGAUCAGACCAUGCAAGGCCUUCGAGAAUGGAAGUGUGAAGUUGAGUUUCUGGGAAGACUUUCUCAUCCCAAUUUGGUCAAGCUUUUGGGUUAUUGUUGCCAAGGAAAUGAGUUGUUACUUGUUUACGAAUUCAUGCAAAGGGGAAGUUUGGAAAACCAUCUUUUCAGGCGUAAUUCAGUAAUUGUACCUCUUCCAUGGGAAAUUCGGGUCAAGAUAGCCAUUGGUGCAGCUAGAGGGCUUGCAUUCUUGCAUAGUUCAAACAAUCAAAUCAUUUAUAGGGACUUUAAAGCUUCGAAUAUAUUGCUUGAUGGGGAUUACAAUGCAAAGAUUUCGGAUUUCGGGUUGGCAAAAUUUGGGCCAAACGAGGGUGACUCGCAUGUCACGACUCGAAUUAUGGGUACAAGCGGUUAUGCUGCUCCCGAGUACAUCUCCACAGGGCAUUUAUAUGUGAAGAGCGAUGUGUACGGUUUUGGAGUAGUAUUGUUGGAGAUAUUGACGGGUCUUCGUGUUUUUGAUAUGGAACGGGCAAGGGGGCAGCAAAAUUUGGUGGAUUGGGCAAGACCUUAUUUGAAAAGGAGAAAUAAAUUGAGGUUGAUAUUGGAGGAUGGACUUGAAGUGCAAUGUGGUAUGGAAGUGGCAUUCAUGGCUGCUAAACUAGUCUUACAAUGUUUAGAAUGUGAACCACAAAAAAGACCUUCAAUGGAACAAGUUGUAUUGGCCUUAGAACAAUUGGAAACAUUCAAGGAAAAAAGGCCUAAAAAUGUAAGAAUAUGGUAAAAUAGUUAGAAAUUAAGUCAUUUUAAGAGGAUACAUACCUUAUAACAUUGCAUCUUA